CUGACACUUGCAACAUUCAGUUUUUGGCAUGGUAGUUUCGUGAACUUUUAACGAGGGUCGAAAGACGCAAAAUUUACAGUAUUUUUCGGUCGUUUUUGUCUGAUAAUCCACAAAAACCCUAAUCAACAUGGCUCUCAGAACAACCAAAGUUCUUUACAACAAUAGCCUGAGGAAAUGGUGUUACAACCUUGCAGGAUUUAACAAAUAUGGUUUACUUCGUGACGAUUUGCUAUAUGAAAAUGCUGAUGUACAGGAAGCUCUCCGUCGUCUACCUGAACAUGUAGUUGAUGAACGUAACUUCCGUAUGGUUAGAGCUAUCCAACUGUCUCUCCAGAAAACCAUCUUACCCAAAGAAGAGUGGACUAAAUUCGAAGAGGAUAAACUGUACCUGACACCUAUCGUUGACCAAGUGAAGAAAGAAAGGCUUGAGCGUGAAAAGUGGGAAAAGGAAUAUUAAUGUUAAGAAUAAUGUGUUAAAUCAUUAUUUUGAUUCAUGUAGUAACAAUUAAGUGAUACUUAUUUAAAUCAAUAAAACAUUUUUCGUUUAUUUA
Colias croceus (clouded yellow) is the source of this 551-nucleotide messenger RNA. It is a transcript of the gene Uccr, whose product is annotated as cytochrome b-c1 complex subunit 7-like. The coding region runs from base 128 to 457 and encodes 109 amino acids. Lineage: Eukaryota; Metazoa; Arthropoda; Insecta; Lepidoptera; Pieridae. The transcript has 3 exons. The record is from RefSeq and is a predicted model, not a curated record. Gene Ontology annotation, biological process: mitochondrial electron transport, ubiquinol to cytochrome c.